Messenger RNA from Verticillium nonalfalfae, 1035 nucleotides. It is a transcript of the gene TWF1, whose product is annotated as Twinfilin-1. The record is from RefSeq and is a predicted model, not a curated record. The transcript has 3 exons. Gene Ontology annotation, cellular component: actin filament; cytoplasm. NCBI's taxonomy places the organism in Eukaryota, Fungi, Ascomycota, Sordariomycetes, Glomerellales, Plectosphaerellaceae. The coding region runs from base 1 to 1035 and encodes 344 amino acids. Gene Ontology annotation, molecular function: actin filament binding; actin monomer binding. Gene Ontology annotation, biological process: barbed-end actin filament capping; actin filament depolymerization.
AUGCAAAAUGUCAGCCAGAGGUUCUGGACCGACGCCUCGAAGGAGCUGGUCUCCCAGUUCAACACUCUGCUCUCGUCCGAGUCGUACUUUGGCCUCCUUGCCACCAUUGAGGCAGAAGCCCUCAAACCUAUUGACUUUCUGUCGCCAGUCUCCUCGACGGCUUCUUUCUCCGAUAACCUCGCGUCUCUACAGCCCCAUCUCAAGGAGACUGAGGCUCUCUACAUCAUCCUUCGUCGCCAUGCAACCGCCCCCCACCUCAUCGCCAUCACCUACGUUCCGGAUGCUGCCAAGGUCCGCCAGAAGAUGCUUUUUGCGUCUACCAGGCUGACACUGACCCGCGAGCUCGGCUCUGAGCACUUCCGCGAGACUAUUUUCACAACCACUGCUUCUGAGCUGACGCCUUCCGGCUUCGACAAGCACGAUGCCCAUAACAAAAUGGAUGCGCCGUUGACCGAGGAAGAACAGAGCUUGGGCGAGGUGAAGCGCGCCGAACAAGAAGCGGGCAGAGGCACCGGGGCACGAGAGAUCCAUCUCAGCCAGAAGAUGAAGCUUCCGAUGCCGGAUGACGCCAUCGCCGCCAUGCGAGAGGUUGGACAGCACAAUGGCCGCGUCCUCACCAUGCUGAAAGUGAAUCCCGACACCGAGAGCGUCGAGCUUGUACCUUCGACCGAGUCGCCGACCUCGAUCGCCGAGCUGUCGCAAGCCAUUUCGACAACCGAGCCCCGCUUCAGCAUCUUCCGCUAUACCCAUACUCACAAUGGGACUGAAACAAGUCCUGUCCUCUUCUUUUACACGUGCCCUGCCAACUCCUCCUCGGCCAGACCUGGUCACAAGGCCAUUAAAGACAGAAUGCUCUAUCCGCUGAUGAAGCGUGCAGUUCUCGCCAUAGCGUCAAGUGAGGCUGGACUUGAACUUGCCAAGAAGUACGAGGUCGAGGAGCCCAGUGAGAUCACAGAAGAGUCGGUUUUGUCCGAUCUACACCCCAGAGUUGAGGUCCGACAAGCAUUCAGCCGCCCUAAGCGGCCUGGUCGGUGA